GUUGUACUUGCAGCGGCGAUAUGCACUAAAGGCGGGAAAGCUGUGAUUUCUCGGCAGUUUCGAGAAAUGCCACGUUCUAGAAUCGAGGGUCUUCUGGCUUCAUUCCCAAAAUUGACUAGUUCCGGACACCAGCAUACUACCAUAGAGACUGAACAUGUUCGAUACGUUUAUCAGCCCCUGGAUGAACUAUACAUAGUUCUCAUCACGAAUCGCCAGUCCAACAUCUUACAAGAUAUUGACACAUUACAUUUGUUUGCACGUGUUGUGUCAGAUGUGUGCCGAUCAACAGAAGAAAGAGAGAUAUUGAGGAAUAGCUUCGAAUUGCUAAGUGCUUUCGAUGAGAUCGUAUCACUAGGUUAUCGUGAAAAUGUUAAUUUGGCACAAGUCAAAAGUAUCACAGAAAUGGAAAGUCACGAAGAAAAGAUCCAAGAGAUAAUAGCAAAGAACAAGGAACAGGAAGCUAAAGAAGAGCUCAAAAGGAGAGCGAAACAGUUGGAAAUGCAAAAAAAAGAAAUGCUCAAGAGAGGAGGGAAUCCUUUUGGCUUUGGCCAAGCUAUUAAUCGACCAUCUUCUUAUGCCGAACCUCAAGUUCAACAAACUUUUGAUGAGAACAUACGUCCAACGUUUAGUAGUAGUUCCUCAGCCCCAUCAUCUUCUAAAACUAAGGGAAUGCAAUUGGGAAAGAAACAAAAGGGAGAUGUUUUAUUUGAAGCUGUUAAAAGCGAAGAUGGUCUCGAGGAACCUAUCGAAAAAGUCAACACCAGAGGAACUUCAUCCAUUCCCAUGGAAAGUGUUCAUAUAUCAAUUACCGAAAAGAUAUCUCUCCAAGUUAACAGAGAUGGCGGCUUAGAAAAUUUGGAGGUGAAGGGUGACAUGGAACUUACUAUCUCGGAUCCAAAUAUGACUCGAAUUAAAAUUUCGGUUCGCGCCGUAGACGAUGGCACCUUGCAAUUAAAGACACAUCCAAAUGUCGAUAAGAAAUUGUUUUCUACCGACGGCAUUAUCGCUUUGAAAAAUCCAGGCAGAGGAUUCCCCGUGAAUCAGCCUUUAGUAGUUCUUAGAUGGAGAUACAUCACAAAAGACGAGACUGCAAUUCCAUUGUCAAUAAAUUGUUGGCCAUCUCCUGCUGGUGAUGGUACCAUUGAUGUUAACAUUGAGUAUGAGUUAGAAAGUGAAAACAAAGAAUUUAAGGAAGUGGUUAUUUCGAUUCCAUUACCAUCUUCCGGAAACCCAGUUGUUAGCGAUGUAGAUGGUCAUUAUGAAAUAAGCAGACAACCCAGGGCUUUGGAAUGGCAGUUGCCUAUUAUCGACUCGUCUAACAAGCAAGGAUCUCUCGAGUUCAAUAUCGCAGGGGAUGAUGUCAAUGUUUUUUUCCCUGUUAGUGUAUCAUUUAAAAGCGAAAAAUUGAUCUGUGACAUAGAAGUGUUAGAGGUGACACACGCUGAGUCUGGAACCCCCGUGACCUUUUCUAAAGAAAAGAUCUUAACAGCUGAAGAGUAUCACGUAAAUUAUUGGUCAAUGAAUUCCGGAGGACGUUAUAUAUUUGUGGUGGAUGAAAUUAUAGAGGUAUUCUUAGAAACUCCAACGUUUAACGGUAAACGGUAUUUAUCAUGA
This is a messenger RNA of Acaulospora morrowiae, 1614 nucleotides long. NCBI's taxonomy places the organism in Eukaryota, Fungi, Glomeromycota, Glomeromycetes, Diversisporales, Acaulosporaceae. The record is from the annotation of a GenBank genome assembly.